Messenger RNA from Puntigrus tetrazona (Sumatra barb), 3406 nucleotides. It is a transcript of the gene dok7b, whose product is annotated as docking protein 7b. The record is from RefSeq and is a predicted model, not a curated record. NCBI's taxonomy places the organism in Eukaryota, Metazoa, Chordata, Actinopteri, Cypriniformes, Cyprinidae. Gene Ontology annotation, molecular function: protein kinase binding. The coding region runs from base 184 to 2190 and encodes 668 amino acids. The transcript is spliced from 11 exons. Gene Ontology annotation, biological process: positive regulation of protein tyrosine kinase activity; neuromuscular junction development.
GUAAAAACCUUUGAGUUGUAGUGUAGGUCUGCGGUAAGAGGGUGGGCUAAUGCAUGUGUGAGUUAUGCGGGUGAGAGAGAGUUUGUGCGUGUUGCAGCAGUGCAGACAGUUCUGGGGGUUAUUUUGAAAGUGACCCCCUCGCUGCCGCGGACCGCUCACAGCUGUCGGGAACCAUGACACAAGAUGACGGAUACGGUUGUCGUAGAGGGACAAGUCAGACUUCGAGAGGGGAAAAAGUGGAAAAACAGAUGGGUGAUUCUUCGGAAACCUUCGCCGGUUGCAGACUGCCUGACCUUGCUGGUGUAUAAGGAGCGUGGAGAGAAGAGUAAAGGACAGCGGGAGAGGAAUCAGGCCACACUGAGGGAUAUCUGUGGACUGGAGGCUCUUCAGGGGUUUGAUGGAGUGAAUUACGCUCUCAGUCUGCUAUGCCUGAGCCAGUCUGUCAUGCUAGGCUUCGACAACAAAGUGUCUCUUCUAGCCUGGGAUGCUCGUAUCCGCUACAGCCUUGGAGAGGUCCACAGGUUUAAUGUCAACGUCCAGCCCGGCACCAAACUAGAAAGUGGCCCUGCCUCGCUGCAUUUGUGCAACAACUUGCUUGUCAUCGCCAGAGACCUGCCUCCAACUGUCCUCGGCCAAUGGAAACUGUCAGACUUGAGACGAUAUGGUGCCGUUCCUAAUGGAUUUGUUUUUGAGGGAGGUACACGAUGCGGCUACUGGGCUGGUGUUUUCUUCCUUGCAUGUGCCGAAGGAGAACAGAUCAGUUUUUUGUUCGAUUGCAUCGUACGUGGCAUAUCGCCAAGCAGGGGGCCGUUUGGACUGCGUCCAGUCCUGCCAGAUCCCAGUGCUAACCCAUCAUCUAUAGAAGACAGGAUUAGCCAGGAGGCAAGUGAGCUAGAGAAACGGCUCAGCAUGCUAUCCAUUUGUAGUCAUCACAGCAGUGCAGCCUCCACUUUCAGUUAUGGCGCCUCCUUGGCAGGAGAUGAUCGGAGCAUCUCCAGCUCCUCCUCCGAGGCCAGUCAUUCUGAUAACAGCCUGGGCAGCCGUCUGGCGAUAUGGUCUGAGCCAGUCAGACACCCCACCCCUGUCGAUCCAAUAUCACCAUCAUCAUCCCUGUUAGGGGUUGCGGGAUCUAAGAGUACAGCUUGUUCUGUCAGUACGUCCAGUGACGAGCGUCUAUACGGAGCAAUGAUGGGAGGGCUCCGUCCUCCAUCCAAGCCUCCUCACCCUAGAGGCCUUCAAGAGGCGGGCCGCCAGAGCUCAACAGACAGCGGUAUUGCCACCGGAAGCCACUCAUCAUAUUCUGGAAGCUUCUCCUCCUACACUGGUAGCAUGGAUAUUGGGCAUGGAGAGACUGAUGAGUUUGGAUCCUUAACAAGCCUCCCUCAAAACCCCAAUUCAAACUCUAUCUCCCUUAUCAACACUCCAGUAAGGACGAUUCCACUAAUUCCUGAGCACAAACCGUGUGUGUGUCCACUCAGAGAGGCUGCUCAAAUGUACCAGGUUCCCACUCCACCUCUGCAGAAUUACGACAUCCCCCGCAGGCUCCUACAACACCAGCCCUCCGGUCAGGAACAGUUUUUGACUGCUGAAAGCCAGGGACAGAGGCCUGAAUAUGGAGCUCUGGGACAUGAAGGCAUUCCUGCAGAUGCCAUCCCCAAACAAACUGUCCCACAGAGAUUGAACUGUGAAGGAGCGCCGCCCCCUGAAGGUGCCACUACACUGCAAUUAAAGCCAGCCAUCUGUCCUGACUGUGGGAGAGGAAAGAUGGAGGAGAGGAGCAGGUGCGAGAUGAGAAGCAGCUCUGAGGAGCAAAAGUCUGACGCUGAUCCAAAAGGCAAUUACGAGCAGAUGGCAUUUAUGACUGAUGCGUCCAGGUGGCCACAGUUCAGAGCUGGAGAAUAUGGAGAGGCAGGACUGACAGGUAUUGACAGAGUUCAAGGUGAUUUCGUUAACUAUGUGAAUAUCCCCAUCAGUCCUACAUCUAAACGGCAGCUGUACUAUAUGGAGCUAGAUCUGCAGGACCGUCCAGAGUCAAGCCACACUGUCAGAGCGGCCGGCUCCAGCACUAAAUACGCCCACAUUGACAUCACUGCGACUGAGACAGCACAGAGGGUGGGAGCCCAGCAUGCACAGGGCCGAGAGGAGAGACUGCAGGAGCUAGAACAGAAGAGGAGAGGAACACUUACCUGAAAAUAUAAUGACGUGGAGUCAAAACGUCUGAGACCACACUGAAAAUAUAGCUUUUUUUUCUCUCUUUUUAUUUGUGCAUUUUAAAUAUGUUAGAUGGAAGAUGAAAAUGUUUUUAAUCUUUAUAUACUUAACAUUUUAAGAUGGUGUCAUAUUUUGUCACUUUCGAGAAUUGUGAGCACAUUUUUGAAGACAAAUAUUAAUGUUCUUGCAUCCAUUUAAGCACAAAACUUGCAUCAUCAGGUUUUACACAAACGUUUGGAUUUAUGUAUCAAAUGCUAUUUGUCAUUUUUAAAACAAAAAAGAGACUGCGCAAGUGUUAAGACAUUCUUCAAUUCAUAUACCAUUUUUUUUCAAGUGGUUAUGAUGAUAAUGUUUGUUAGAGAAAUGCAUAGUCAAACGGUUUUUGGUAGUGGUCUCUCAGACGUUCAGACUCCACUGUAUAUCAGUGGUUCUCAACAUAGGGUCCAAGGUCCACUAUGGGGCCUCAGAAUGACUUAAAUAUACUGUUAGAUAUAUUUAUAUUACCUCUAAAUAAAAAUAGGAAAAUACAUACAACCAAGGUAUAAACUGAAAAAUAUUGGUGGGCAUUUAAAAAUUGGGUUGGACUUUGUUGAGAACUGCUGCUGCACAGUGUAAUGAUAAAGGAAUAGUUCAACCAAAAAUGAAAAAUACCCAAUGAUUUACUCUCCACGAGCCAUCCUAGGAGUAUAUAACUUCCUUCUUUCAGUUAUAUUAAAAAAAAUGACCUGGCUCUUCCAAGCUUUAUAAUAGCAGUGAAUGAAGGUCCAGAUUAUGAGGCCCAAAAAAUGCAUCCAUCUAUUAGAAAAUAUGCUCCACACAUCUCUGGAGGGUUAAUAAAUCCAGAUCUAUGCAGCUGUGUAAGAAUAUUCAUAUCUUAAACCAUAAACAAGGCUUGAGGCUUAAUUUUUGUUUGAACUACCCCUUUAAGCAUAUUGCUGCAAUGUAUAUUAUCUGCUUUAUAUAUGAAUGUAUUAUUUUCCAUGGUUAAAAUACACAUGGAAUCAAAAGGUUAUAAAUCUGAGAGCAGAUCCCAAAUGCAACACCUGUUGACUGUAAAUAUAUACUUUAAUUGGUGACCAAUUUUGUUCUGUACAUUUACACAUUUAAACAUUUCAAAAACUUUUUUUUUUUUCCAAAAUAUUUUCUGAAAUUUCUAUGUUGACUUUAGCAGUAGUAAUAAAAAUGAUACAUCAGU